Nestor notabilis (Kea) is the source of this 1947-nucleotide messenger RNA. It is a transcript of the gene CNGA2, whose product is annotated as cyclic nucleotide gated channel alpha 2. The transcript is spliced from 6 exons. Gene Ontology annotation, biological process: monoatomic cation transmembrane transport. Bases 1 to 1947 code for a protein of 648 amino acids. The record is from RefSeq and is a predicted model, not a curated record. Gene Ontology annotation, molecular function: intracellularly cGMP-activated cation channel activity; intracellularly cAMP-activated cation channel activity; cGMP binding. Lineage: Eukaryota; Metazoa; Chordata; Aves; Psittaciformes; Psittacidae. Gene Ontology annotation, cellular component: intracellular cyclic nucleotide activated cation channel complex; plasma membrane.
AUGAAGCUGGAGAUGGGUGUCAGGGCAAGGACCUGCGCAACCCAGGACGACACCUCAGAGCUGCAGAGAGGAACUCCCUCGAAUGGAGGGGAGCAGCCGGCUGCCUCUGCUUUCCAAGGCAGGAGUACCUUGGCCAGGAUAGUCCGGCUGGUGUUGGUGCUGAGAGAUUGGGCAAGCAAGAGCCUGCAUGAGGAGCAGCAAAAGCCAGACCCAUUCCUCGAGCGCUUCCAGGGCACCGAGUUCCAGGCAGUGGCUGCCAGGAUUGCCAGUGAUCUACAGGAUGAGGAGGCUGAGGAGGGAGACAAAAAGAAUAAAUGGCAGAUCUUCGUGGUGGACCCUGCAGGGGACUGGUAUUACUGUUGGCUGGCUGUCAUUGCAGUUCCUGUCCUCUAUAACUGGUGCUUGCUCGUAGCCAGGGCUUGCUUCAAUGACCUGCAAGAGACCUAUGUUAUCCUCUGGCUGGUGUUGGACUAUGUCUCAGACUCUGUCUACGUUGGGGACAUAGUGAUCCGCCUGCGCACAGGUUUCUUGGAACAGGGGCUCCUGGUUAAGGACACAAAGAAGUUACGGGAUAACUACAUCCACACCUUACAGUUCAAGCUGGAUGUUCUCUCCAUCCUGCCCACAGACCUGGCAUACUUCGCUGUGGGAUUGCACUGCCCUGAGCUGCGUUUCAACAGGCUGCUGCACUUCUCCCGCAUGUUUGAGUUCUUCGAUAGGACCGAGACCAGAACCAGCCACCCCAACAUCUUCCGCAUCAGCAACUUGGUUCUUUACAUCCUGGUCAUCAUCCACUGGAACGCCUGCAUAUAUUAUGCCAUCUCCAAGGCCAUAGGGCUUGGAAAGGACACCUGGGUCUAUCCCAACAUCACAGACCCUGAAUAUAGUAAUCUGACCCUGGGGUAUGUCUACUGUCUCUACUGGUCUACAUUGACUUUGACUACCAUCGGAGAGACCCCUCCCCCUGUGACUGAUGAGGAAUACCUCUUUGUGAUCUUUGAUUUCCUCAUUGGUGUCCUCAUCUUUGCCACUAUUGUGGGGAAUGUGGGAUCCAUGAUAUCCAACAUGAAUGCCACUAGGGCAGAGUUCCAGGCAAAAGUUGAUGCUGUCAAACACUACAUGCAGUUCCACAAGGUGAGCAAAGACAUGGAAACCAAAGUCAUCAAGUGGUUUGACUACGUGUGGACCAACAAGAAAGCAGUAGAUGAACGGGAAGUUCUCAAGAAUCUCCCUGAUAAGUUAAGGGCAGAGAUUGCCAUCAACGUCCACCUGGAGACACUGAAGAGGGUGAGGAUAUUCCAGAACUGUGAGGCAGAUCUACUGGUGGAGCUGGUGCUGAAGCUUCGCCCUCAGGUGUUCAGCCCAGGGGAUUACAUUUGCCGGAAGGGAGACAUUGGGAAAGAGAUGUAUAUCAUCAAGGAGGGGAAGCUGGCUGUGGUGGGAGAUGAUGGAACGACACAGUAUGCUUUGCUCACUGCAGGAAGCUGCUUUGGUGAGAUCAGCAUCCUCAACAUUAAAGGCAGUAAAAUGGGCAACAGGCGCACAGCCAACAUCCGUAGCUUGGGCUACUCUGACCUCUUCUGCUUGUCAAAGGAAGAUCUUAUGGAAGCAGUCACAGAAUAUCCUGAUGCCAAAAAGAUCUUGGAGGAGCGUGGCCGGGAGAUACUGAUCAAGGAAGGGCUGCUGGAUGAGUCAGCUACAGAGGAAAGCACUGAAGGGAAGAGCAUGGAGGAGAGGCUGGACAGUCUGGCCUUGAACUUGGACACACUGCACACCCGCUUUGGCCGGGUCCUGACAGAGUACAACGAUGCUCAGAAGAAGCUCAAGCAGCGCAUCACUGUUCUGGAGUCCAAGACGAGGCAGCAGGAUCUGGAGGACUUCUUCUCUGAUAGCUCAGUCGGUCUGCUUGAGGAUGAGGAGGAAGCUUUACUUGGUGGGACACAAUGA